Molecule: messenger RNA, 4518 nt
Organism: Psilocybe cubensis
Lineage: Eukaryota; Fungi; Basidiomycota; Agaricomycetes; Agaricales; Agrocybaceae
Exons: 2
Coding region: 1-4518 (1505 amino acids)
Source: RefSeq, a predicted model, not a curated record
AUGCCCUCCGACGUCUUUCGCCCCCGUCUGCCCAUCGACCCCUUUGCGAAUAUACAGCAUAACACUCCAUGGCGGAUUCCCGCAGAUCUCCAGCCCUCCCCGCCCCAGGUCAUCUUCAUCCUCGGAGAGCCCACCCCCACUGACCUCGCCCCACUCCUCAACUCGCCGCUGCUGGCCACCUCACUCGUGCUCAUCGCCACACACACCCCUGUCCCGCUGCCCCCUGAUGCCCAACACCGCGGCCCCGCGAUCCGCAUCCUCCGCCUCGCCGCACCGCUACACGUGCAUGACACCGGUGCCCUGCGCCUCGUCGGGCUCUUCGAGCGUGCCCAGCGCGUAGCAGCCGCCUGGCGCAACACCCUCUCCCCACCCCGCAUCCUCCACCUCGCCGAGGACCCCAUGGGCGAGUUCACCCCCACCGCCCCGCCAGACGCCGAGGGCAGGUACCCCUCGCCCGCCCCGUCCAUCUCCUCUGCGAAGCGCACCACGGCCGAGGCGAUCAAGAACCGCCUCUCAUUGCUCUCCGAGUCUCUCUCCCUCUCGCUGCCUGGAUCCACCGCGUCCUCGCGCAGGAACAGCGUCGUGUCCAUCGCCUCGUCCGAAUCGAACAGUACAACCUCAUCCCAAAACGGCCGUCCGCGCUCCAUAAUGGCCGCAACCCUCUCCCAGCUGACCCAGUCCCUGGCGAACUACACCACCACCCCAGCGAGCGUCCCCGCCUCGGCGUCCGCCGCACAGCAGCGCGCAUUCGACGCCAUCGUCAACUUCCUCCCAGGCGGCAACGUGCCUGAAAAGGCGCUCUUCAAGCACGCCAUCUUGCUCACCACUCUCAGCGCACAGUACCUCGCCCUCCCACACGGCGCCGCACCCGAGUCGGGCGCCGCAUACCACUACCAGCGCCGCGGGUCUGUACCCGCACCUGUCCACUCCAUAUCGUCCGCAACGCCACCUAGACUGUCCCUCAGCCAUCUCCCCGCGGACUCCGCGCCACCCACACGCACCUCGUCCUCGUGUUCGCUAUCCGCAUCAGCAUCAGGCUCAACCUCUGCUUCUCUCGCAGCUCCCCCCAAAGCGCAGAUCAGCACCACCGCGCGACAGCGGCACCAUCACCGCCGCUUCUCCUCUUUCGUACUAGGCUCGUCCUCAUCCUCUUCUUCUCAUAAUUCUACGUCCAUUUCCAUUCCGGACGCCACCGCCUUUGCCUCGCCUUCCCACUCCCCCUCGCACUCCCCGCUAUCAACGCCCCCGUCAGAAAACGACGAUUCGCGCGCGUCAACGCCAGCUCUCCCAAGUCUCGCAUCAACAGCACUCACCACACCCGCGCGCGAGCUCUCAUCCGAAGACCUCACACUCACACUCGCGCUAGCGGACGACUACAAAGCCCAGCCGUCGUCUGCUAAAAUGACGCGCCGCCGCAGUCUUUCGAAGCGCAUUUCGACGCUUUUUGCGGCUGUUACUGCGCGCCCGGCGUCUGUCGCUGGGACGUUGUCGUUGUCGGGCUUUGGUGCUGGGACGGGGACGGGGACGGGGGCAACGGCGGAUUUGGAUGUGGAGAUGGAGAUGGGUGUUGUGAGACGGGAUACCGCCACGCGUCGGAGACACUCUCAGCAGCAGCACCAGGGAACGCGAACGAGGACGCGAACGAGGACACGACCGCAAAACGCGCAUAUCGUGCACGUGCUCGCGGCGGACUGGCGUCCUGCGCCAUGCGCACCUGCAACGUCGCCGCUCGCCACAUCAUCUACGUCUUCGUCUUCGUCGUCGCUUUGCACGUCGUUGCCGCCGCAUGGGAGGGGGAGGGCUUAUACGAAUCCUUAUCCGUCGUCGGGUAGUGGACACGGUGCGAAUGGGAGGGGGAAUGCGAAUGGACAUGGACAUGGGGGUGUGAAUGGGAAUGCGAAGAAACCGAGGCUUGUGCAGGGAAUCGAGCAGUUCCUAUUAAGCUUCGCGUACCCCGUCUCUCCAUCCUCUUCCUCUUCCUCUUCCUCCUCCCCAUCUUCCUCGCCCUCGCACUCUAGAUCCUCGUCAUCACUAUCCGCAUCCGCAUCAUCCCCCUCUCACUCUCACUCGAACUCGAGACCACAAACCCGACGCGGCCCCGCCUCAGGCCCGCCCUCGUCGUUCAGACAGGGUAUAAACAGCAUCAACACGCGCCCCGUCUCAUGGGGCGCACCCCCCGCACCGCAUAUGCCGCCGCAUAUGGCUAUGCACAUGCCCAUGCCUGGACAGGGGCAGGGCCAUCUCUCCAGCUUGCUUAGCCAGGGGAUGGGGGGAGGAGCAGGAUGGGGAGAGGGAGGAGGGGGAGGGGAGAUGGGGAGGAUGCAGGGGAGAGCGGUGCCGUAUCUUGUUGCGCCGGGUAUGUUUGGGAGGGUGUUGAGUCGGAGUGGCGAUGAGAAGGGGAAGGGCAAGGAGGUGGAUGUGGAGGGGAGACAGAGGAGGAGUUGGUUGGGUAUGUUCGAUGACGACGACGAUGACCAAAUCAAUGCCAACAACGACGACGAGGAGGAUGAGGAGGAGAACAUCGACGACCCCGACGCUCAAGUGCACCCGCGCACAAUAACCCGCACGCGCACGCGCAAACGCCGUAUCCACCGCGCGCGCUUUCCUACACUCGGCGAGGCGGUGCUGCUAGGCGCGUUAGACCUCGACGCUGAUUUCUCGUAUUCUUCCUACCAUACCAGUGGCGCUGUGGAGGAGGUAGACGACCACGUACGCGCUGCGCUGGGGAAUCUAAAUGGUACUCGUGCGUUGAAACAAGGGAGAAAGUGGGAUAAUAGCGAUGCGGUUGGGUGUGGGCGUGCGUGGGUUGGGCCGGGGGAUGUGGAGGUUGUUGGUGUGCCGCCGGUUGUGCCUGUUGGAUCGGUGUCGGUGGUGGGUGGUGUUGGUGGAGAGGAAGGUGAGGAGGAAGAGGUGGUGGAGGAGGUUGUGGAGGUUGUGAGGAGGCGGACGACGGUGCGGAGGAAGGGGGCUGUCGCUACUGUGACUGCAGGUGAAGCGAAGGCAACGGCGGGCACGAAUGCGAAUGCGAAAGUUAGCGCUCCCGUUGACGUCCAUGGGAGCACCGACGUGUCCACAACCAAGGAAAAUGAAACGCAGAAUGAGAAAGACCAGGAAAAGGAGAAGGAAGUGGAAGCUGAACCGGUCGUUUUGGAUCUCGGGCUACUUACCCCGCCGCGAAGCCAGCGCUCGAGCACGAGUACGAGUACGAGCGCGUGUUCAGGGUCCGGGUCGAAUUCGGGUUCGAGCCAUGAAGCGGAUGUGAGCGCUGCGCAUAGCGUUGAAGGCGCACCGUGCGUGGAUAGGGAUGGGGAGAAGGAGGGACUUACGAGGUCGAAUUCGAGUGUGUCGCGCUUGUCAAUGGGCUCGCCUGUUGAUUCUUCGCAUUCCCAUUCGUCUUCCCAUGCCCAUGCCCAUGUGCAUAUGAAUACGCAGUCUCAAUGCAACAACGGCUCUCGCUCGGAAUCGGAAUUGGCGUCGAGCUCGGCGGGCGUGUCGCAGGUUGAACUGCAGGUGCACGCGCAGGAUGAGAGGGUGGUGGUGUCGAUGACGAGUGCGCGCGCGAGUGUGAUUGCUGUGCCGCCCCGCGUGGUGGUUGUUUCUUCUUCUUCUCCUUCUUCUCCUUCUUCUUCGCCUGCGGAGGCGUCUACUACUGCGACAGCAACAACCGCAACGACGGCAGAAACGACCACGAAGACAGCAACACCGACAUCGCUAGUCCGGACCCCCUCCUCCGCAGCAGCACGCACGCCGUCCGUCGAAGCACUCGAAAAGAGGUUGUUGAGCGCCGGGAACGAUGCGGGUGUGGGGAGCGCGUGGGUUGCGAAGGCUACGGGGCCUCCUCCUCCUUCUCCUGGUGUAGGUGUGGGUGAUGAGAGUGAGAAGAACACCGCGUCGUCGUCGGGUAUCGCGGUCCCGGUGACUAUCGUGUCCGGGCCGGCGGACUCCGGUGCACGCGCUGUCGACUUGUUGGGCGCUAAUCCUUCCCCAUCCCAUAACCAAAAGCAAGGCCAAGACCAAAACCAAGACCCAAACUCACUCACAGUCCCAACCGACACGAUCACACCCUCGCGCAGCUCGUCGUUGCGCUCGCGGUUGAGCGUGAAGAUUGGGAAGGCGAGGAUGGGGCUGAAUGCGGGGCUGAAUACGGUUAGUAGUGUUACGGCGACGGUGGUGAGGCCGGCUGGGUUGGUGCGUGAGCAGACGAAGGCUGGGACUGGGAUGGGGAUGGGGAUGGUUGUGCUUGGGCGUAAGGGGAAGGGGAAGGGCAAGGGCAAGGGGAAAGAGGUGGAUGGGGAUGGGGAUGUGGUGGGUGAGAGCGAGAGUGAAGUUGAAGCUGAAGGCGCAAGUACAGGUGUAGGGAAGCGGGAGACGGUGAAGGUGAAGGAGAGGGAGAGGGUGGGUAGAAGGGACAGUUUGAAAGUUGGUGUGCUGGUUGGGAGCGCGUUGAGGCGCGUGCAGGCUGUUGGCGGGGGUACAGGCAAGGAGACGGGCAAGAAGGAUGCAGCGGCGGUGGUGUGA